AUUUUUUUUUUCCAUAAUUUUUUUUUUCAAAAGUAUCUAUUUUUUUUUUAAAUAAAGUGUUUGGGUAAACUUUUUUUUUUUUUUAAAAAAGUGUUUUAAAAUAGUAGAAACAGUUUUUCAUUAGUUAAAAGAGCAGUUUUUUGAAAAAGUUUUUUUUUUUUUAAAACUCUUUUGAGAAAAAUACAUUUUAAAAAGUUUGGCCAAAUAAAAAUUGUUAACUCAAAAGUAUUUUUUAUUUUUGUUGGCCAAACACAAAUUAUUUCUCAUCAAAUAUUUUUUUCAAAAAACAAUUCUAGAAAAAACACUUUUCAAAAUAAAUUUAUUUUAGAAACUUGACCAAACAGAUUAUAAACUCAUUUUAUAGCCAAACAGACUAUUAGUCAUAAAAAUAUAUCGUUUUUCUGUAUAAAAUUAUUUAACUGUAGUUAAAAUUAUUAUUUAAUCAUAAAAAUUUUAAAUUCAAUUUAUUUUGGAUGUUCACGGACAAGGGCUCUACUAAACCAAACGUUUAGAGAUAGAUUUUUAAAUAUUUUCCAUAAGCUAUUAUUUAAGAAGAUUUGGAUGAAGUUUCACUCUAUGUUUGACCAUAAGUUAUUAUUUAAGAAGAUUUGGAUGAAGUUUCAUUGUAUGUUUGACCAUAGUAUUUGAGAAACAUAUUUUACUUUUAAAAAUUCAUAAAAAGUAAAAUUUAAUUUAAAUAUUAAUAUUUUUUUUGUAUUUAUAAAUUCGACUUAUUUAUUAAAUAAUAUUUCCCCAUUUAGAAAAUAAUGAUGUACUUUAAAUUGACACAAAGUUUAAGAAAAUAAUUAUUUUUUUGAAUCUUGUGGCCUUAGAUUGAAGUUGUGUCAAAUGUAUCAAAAUGUCCUUUAAUCUUGUGGCUCUAAACAUGUCAUGUGGAAAGUUGAAAUUAAAGUAUUGUCAAAAAUGAAAAGGAAUCAUUCUUUCUGAAACGAAUUAAAAGAAAGUAAUCAUUCGUUUUGAAACAGAUGAAACGAAUUAAAAGAAAGUAAUCAUUCGUUUUGAAACAGAUACAGAGGAAGUAACUAAUUAUAUAAUCAAAUACUAUUUGCUAAUUUUUUCCUCAAAAACUACUUAUAAAAAUGUAUUGGCUAAAUGAAUCCUAAAUGAUUCUGUUGUUUUGGUUUAGCAAAACGGGAUUCUCAUUUCACUCCAACCCCGAGCAACCUCCUAAAACCCUACUCCCCGCUGUACAGCCUAAACCCUAACAAAUAUGUCUUGUUCCAUUUCCCUGCGCCUGCCGCGUCACCUCUCUACCGCUGCCACAGCCACCGCCUCUGCUUCUUCAACCAUCUCUAUCUCCAAAGCAAAAUCGAAGCUCAAAUCCGAGCACGAUCCAGACAAAGCCGUUAAAAUUUACUCUUCCGUUUCUAACCAUUACACUUCCCCUUUAUCCUCCCGUUAUGCUCAAGAAUACACGGUCAAACGUCUCGCUAAAUCUCACCGUUUCUCCGACAUCGAAAAAUUCCUCGAAUCUCAUAAAAAUGACAAAAAAAUAACCGAAGAACCCUUCCUUUCGUCGAUAAUUCGUUCCUAUGGGUUAUCUGGAAUGUUUGAUCAGGCUCUUCAAACUUAUCAUCAAAUGGACGAUUUAGGUACUCCUAGAUCAGCUGUUUCGUUCAACGUGCUUCUUUCCGCUUGUGUUAACUCGAAAUUAUAUGAUCGUGUUCCCCAGCUGUUUGAUGAAAUGCCUAAGAAACAUGGGUUCUUACCUGAUAAAGUUUCGUAUGGUGUGUUGAUUAGGUCAUAUUGUGAAAUGGGUAAACCUGAAUUGGCAAUGGAGAAACUUAAGGAGAUGGAAGAGAAAGGCGUUGAGAUUACUGUGGUUGCUCUCACAACGAUAUUGCAUUCGUUGUAUAAGGGAGGAAAGAGUGAUGAGGCUGAGAAGGUUUGGAAUGAGAUGGUGAAGAGAGGUUGUGGACCGGAUGUUGGUGCGUAUAAUGUGAAGAUUAUGAAUAUUCAGGGUGGAGAUCCUGAAGGAGUGAAGGGUUUAAUUGAGGAAAUGAGCAAUGUGGGUUUAAAACCCGAUACGAUUAGCUACAAUUACUUGAUGUCUUGUUAUUGUAGGAAUGGGAUGAUGGAUGAAGCUGAGAGAGUUUAUGAGGAUUUGGAGACAAAUGGGUGCAAUCCAAAUGCUUCAACUUUUAGAACUUUGAUAUUUUAUUUGUGUAAUAAUGAAAAGUUUGAGACAGGGUAUAAUAUGUUUAAGGAGAGUGUGAGAGCAAACAAGAUUCCGGAUGUCAAUACACUCAAGUAUUUGGUGCAUGGUUUGGUGAAGAGUUCAAGGGUGAAAGAAGCAAAACAAAUGAUCAGGACAAUGAAGAACAAGUUCCCUCCUAAUGUGGUGAAAGUUUGGACCAAGUUAGAGGACGAGCUUGGUUUGGCCAAAGUUGAAGCCAGUGAUAUCAAGUCUGAUUAGCUUAAUAAUAAUUUUCUUCGAGAUAGCUGGAAGUGUUGUAGACAGCUUUAUAACGGUUGAGGGAUUUUACAUGAUUGAAUUUUUGUCUGACAUAAAUAUGUGAUUUAGCACUUGGCGCUAACAUUUUCGAUGCCAUUUAAUUUUAAAAGCUAGUAUUGAUCUUUACAUGAAGUUUUGUAGUGCUUUUAAAGAAGUGCAAAUGUCCAAUUUUAUGGUCUGUUGCUUCA
Messenger RNA from Capsicum annuum, 2664 nucleotides. RefSeq names its product pentatricopeptide repeat-containing protein At4g36680, mitochondrial. Lineage: Eukaryota; Viridiplantae; Streptophyta; Magnoliopsida; Solanales; Solanaceae. The record is from RefSeq and is a predicted model, not a curated record. The transcript has a single exon. Gene Ontology annotation, molecular function: protein binding. Bases 1232 to 2437 code for a protein of 401 amino acids.